Cygnus atratus (black swan) is the source of this 1372-nucleotide messenger RNA. It is a transcript of the gene RBM7, whose product is annotated as RNA binding motif protein 7. NCBI's taxonomy places the organism in Eukaryota, Metazoa, Chordata, Aves, Anseriformes, Anatidae. Gene Ontology annotation, cellular component: nucleus. The record is from RefSeq and is a predicted model, not a curated record. Gene Ontology annotation, molecular function: single-stranded RNA binding. The coding region runs from base 76 to 945 and encodes 289 amino acids. Gene Ontology annotation, biological process: regulation of alternative mRNA splicing, via spliceosome. The transcript is spliced from 5 exons.
ACGUGGCCCCGCGCCGUCGGCGCCUGCGCAACAGCGAGCGGCGGCCCCGGCGAGCGCGGGCGGCCCGGCCGCGCGAUGGGAGCGGCGGCGGCCGAGGCGGACCGGACGCUGUUCGUGGGGAACCUGGACCCCCGCGUGACCGAGGAGCUGAUCUUCGAGCUGUUCCACCAGGCAGGUCCGGUAAUUAAGGUUAAAAUCCCCAAGGACAGGGAUGGCAAGCAGAAACAGUUUGCGUUUGUGAACUUCAAGCACGAAGAAUCCGUCCCCUACGGAAUGAGCCUGCUGAACGGGAUCAAGCUGUAUGGGAGGCCUAUCAAAAUUCAGUUCAGAUCAGGGAGCAGUCAUGCAUCUCAAGAUGGUAAUUCAUCUUCUUUACCACAUGGAACUGCCAAUACGAGCCCAUCUGGCACAGUACAUCCAGCUUCCAGCAGAUACGAUAAGAGUCCAGAUAAUAUGGUAGCAGCAGGAUUCUCAUCUGUGCAGAGGUCUCUGCCGUCUCCUGAUAACCUUCAGAGACAAGGAGUGAUGCAUGGUGCGAUGCGGCAGCAGUCUCAGUACGGUGGGAAGUAUGAUCACCCCGGCUUUGCUGCCUCCGGGUACCAGCACGGGCACUCGUUUAAUCACUCGUCAGCCUCCCAGAUGCAGUGGCGCCCAGAUGUCGCAGCAUUGCGCAAGACCAGGAUGGGCUCCCACCCCUAUUACUCGGACAGUAGGCAUUUUGGCCGAGAACAGCGUUUUGGGGACCGUGGGCCUGACUAUUGCAGGGGCAAAAGGGAUGACUACGGCUUUGAUGACAGAGGCCACGACUCUGGAUCUGACCAUCAUUACCGGGGGAGCAGAGAUGACUUUGUCUAUGAAGACAGGAAUCGUGAAAGCUGGAGCCACGAUUAUGAUAACAGAAGAGAGAACUACAGAGAGGGCAAAUGGCGCCCGUCACGGCAUUAACAAGCGUUCAGUAGGCUUUAAAGAACUUUAAAUCUGUUUCUAACUGAAUCUGUGUAAAAUAAACCCAUCAAAGUUACCAUUUAAUAUUUGUAAAACUACUAGCCGCAGAAUGCUCCAAAACUGGCAUCUUGAUUUUAAAUGUGGUAACUCAACACCUCAGGGCUUUAUGCAAGAAAACAAACGUGCCACAGUUUAAGAAUUAUUGUUGGGUGCUUGUAUUAUAACGAAGAGUGUAUUUUUGUAGUGCAGCUGAAGGAGGCGGGCUCUGUAUCAGGUGUAGGCACACACCCUUUGAAACAGAGCGUAAGGGGUAUGAUGCUUUGUGGCAUCCGAAGCGCGUGUCGAACUGUUUUGAUACAUAAACGAUUCCUUUUGAAUAUUCCUUGCUUUAGAGAAGAACAUUAAAAGUCUCCCUGUGGAUAACCCA